Messenger RNA from Canariomyces notabilis, 2169 nucleotides. RefSeq lists its product as uncharacterized. The coding region runs from base 1 to 2169 and encodes 722 amino acids. Gene Ontology annotation, cellular component: Golgi apparatus. The record is from RefSeq and is a predicted model, not a curated record. Gene Ontology annotation, molecular function: GDP phosphatase activity; UDP phosphatase activity. NCBI's taxonomy places the organism in Eukaryota, Fungi, Ascomycota, Sordariomycetes, Sordariales, Chaetomiaceae. The transcript has a single exon. Gene Ontology annotation, biological process: UDP catabolic process.
AUGGGUAAAAAGUGGCGAUGGGGUGUCAUUCUGGACGCCGGGUCCUCCGGGACUCGGCUGCACAUCUACCGAUGGAAGGACCCCGAGAAAGCGCUCAAGCACGCAUCCAAAGAGGAUCUUAGAAGUCUACCGAAAUUGAUGACGGAAAAGCAUUGGACCAAGAAAAUUACGCCAGGAGUGUCUACGUUUGCGGACAGCGUGGAAGAUGUCGGCCCAUACUUGCAGUCCCUGAUUGAGCAUGCGCUCGAGUACGUGCCCGAGGACAAGGUGAAGGAUACGCCAAUCUUUCUGAUGGCGACGGCGGGGAUGCGGCUGCUACCGCAAGUCCAGCAAGCCGCUUUGACGCGCGAAAUAUGUCUCUACCUUAGGCAAAACUCCCAAUUUUCUUUGCCCGACUGCGAUCUCCAUAUCCAGGUCAUUAAGGGCGAGACGGAAGGGUUGUACGGCUGGAUUGCCUCCAACUAUCUGCUGGGAGGUUUUGACCACCCCGACAAGCACCAGCACGGCAAGGGACAUCAUACAUAUGGGUUUCUGGAUAUGGGUGGCGCGUCGGCGCAGAUCGCUUUCGCUCCGAAUGCUACAGAGGCGGCGAAGCACGCCGACGACCUCAAGCUACUACGAUUGCGAACGCUCGAUGGGUCCCCGGCGGAACACAGAGUCUUCACUACCACAUGGUUGGGGUUCGGUGUCAAUCAAGCUAGACAGUCUUAUGUCAGCAAACUCGAAGAGCAAUAUGCGACUUCCGAUGGCGAACUACCCGAUCCCUGCUUACCCAAGGGCUUACGGACGACACUAAAAGGCGACCCAGUUUACGACUCCAAGUCAGGCAUUCCGAUCCUUGUCGGCACCGGUUCGUUCGAUGAAUGCCUGAAAAAGACACACCCGCUUCUGGGCAAGGAUAAGCCUUGCUACGAUGAUCCCUGUCUACUAAACGGGCAACAUGUGCCCGCCAUUGAUUUUGACGUUAACCACUUCGUCGGUGUCUCGGAGUAUUGGCAUACGACACACGGAGUAUUUGGUGGCAAGGACGACGAGGCGUAUGAUUUUUCUACUUACCAGGCCAGGGUUAGGGAAUUCUGCGGGCGGGACUGGGAUGACAUCGAACCUGAGAUUGACAGCAGGAAGAAACACGCCCUGAGAAAUGCGCGGGAGGCGUGCUUCAAGGCUUCCUGGCUGAUCAACGUGCUACACGAGGGAAUUGGCAUUCCGCGUAUUGGCCUCGAGCAUCUGCCAGCGGCAAAUGUUUCCAAGGGGGCACUCGAGCACGGGAAGGAAAAGGGCUUCCUCGACCCCUUCAAGCCGAUAGACAAGAUUGACGGCAUCGAAGUCAGCUGGACACUAGGCAAGAUGGUGCUUUACGCUGCGGGGCAGAUCCCCCCGAAGAGCGGCGACGACAGGUAUCCGGUUGGCUUUGGCAGCAACGUGGCCGGAAUCCCACCAGAUUUCCAAUUCGCCGGAUCAAGCUGGAAGCCCCUCGACCAUCAUCACGGUAACCACACGAGCGACGACGAUGACGACUGGGACCUCGACGCCGACGACAUUCUUGACAAGGCAAAGUCAAAAUCCACAACCGGCUUUUUCCUCUUCCUGAUCCUCCUCAUCCUAGCUCUGUACUUCUUCCGUAAACGCGAGCGACGCAUGCGCCUCUACAGCAGAGUCAACUCCUUUUGCCGCCGGGCUCGCCGACCAGGAAGCGGCGCCCGCAAGGGCAGCGGCAGCAGUGUCCGCAGUCUGUCCGGGCUCACCUCCAAGCUGUUCGGGCGCCCGUCAGCGGCGUAUGAGCGCGUGCUGGAAGAGGGUGACGCGUCUCACUUUGAAUUGAGCAGCGACAUCGACUAUUAUUCAUCGUCGUCAUCGUCGGACGACGGCGCCGGCAACUACGCCCACGACUACUACUCGGACCACCUGAGUGAAGGCGGUGUGAGCGCCGGCGGGUCGUCGCGGCUCGGCCGGUCUUCGGGCCUGGCCACCCCCAGCGUGGUGGCCGAUCUGGCGUCGCCCUCGUCGGUGUCGUCGUCGGCGCUGGACCGGAGUGGGCUGGUGGUCAGGACCGAGAGCCGAGAGCGGUUGGCGCUGCCGAUGCACUUGAGCGCUGCCGGGCGGAGGAGUAGGGCCGGAAGUCCGACGCGGCUCAAGAGUCCUCUUUUGACGCCUCUGCAGGAGACGUAG